This is a messenger RNA of Gossypium raimondii (Peruvian cotton), 2218 nucleotides long. RefSeq names its product cold-responsive protein kinase 1. The transcript has 8 exons. NCBI's taxonomy places the organism in Eukaryota, Viridiplantae, Streptophyta, Magnoliopsida, Malvales, Malvaceae. Gene Ontology annotation, biological process: protein phosphorylation. Gene Ontology annotation, molecular function: ATP binding; protein kinase activity. Bases 107 to 2062 code for a protein of 651 amino acids. The record is from RefSeq and is a predicted model, not a curated record.
UCCACUAUAUAUAUACCAGACAUUAAACGUUCUUUCAUCUUGUUUUGGCAACAACAUUAAACAAGAAAAAACAAAACUCAAGGGUCGUAUUAAAGAUUAAAGAGAUAUGGAGCUUCUUCGAAUUUGCAUUUCCUUGACGGUAAUAUGGUGCCUGCUGGAAAUGGGUGCCUCAAAUCCACAAACCGUUCUGCUGAACCAAGGGUGCAGCAUGUUCAACGUCACCAGCUUCUCCGGUUUCUCCAGAAAUCUAAACGCCACGUUAACGGAGCUCCGAGGGCAGUUAGACAAGGGCAUGCAUUUCGCAGUGGCUCAAGAAGCCACGGGUUCUGACCCCGUUUAUGCCAUGGUGCAGUGCAGGAAUUACAUGUCUCGAAACGACUGCAUCUCUUGCUUCAGUACUGCUUCCUCACAAAUCCGCAACUGCUCCGCCGCUAAUGGUGCUCGUGUCAUCUUCGACGGUUGCUUCCUCAGGUACGAGAGCAACAUGUUCUACCAAGAAAGCACGCAAGUUGGAAACCUCGGAAUUUGCGGUGGCAGCACAGCAUCACAACAGAAUGUUUUCGGAACGACGGUGGAAAGGCUAUUAGGGGAUCUCGUAAAGGCGACGCCAAAGAUCGAUUCGUUCUUUGCUGCCAGCAGGGAGGAAGUGGGUGGUGUAAAUGGCAAUGUAACAGCGUAUGGCGUGGCGCAAUGCAUGGAAACCAUCGACGAGAAAGGGUGCAUGGAAUGCUUGAAAGUGGCUUUAGCCAAUAUUCAAAGAUGCCCACCUGACUCAGAUGGUCGGGCAGUUGACACUGGAUGUUUCCUAAGAUACUCAGACUCCCCCUUCUUUGGUGCUAACUACACCAUUGACCUGAAACCCUUCUUGAAAACCAGAAAUACAACUAAAAGGGAUGCUCUGAUUGGAGGACUGGUUGGAGGUGGAGGUCUUCUGUUGCUUAUAACUUUAUUAUUGUUUUGGGUUAGAAAAUCAAGAAACAAUAUGGCAGUUCCUCAAGAAAAAAAAAACAUUGCAGAGGAUGUAGAGGCGCCACCUGAGUUACAAGGUCCGUUGACUUACACUUACAAAGAAUUGAAUUUUGCAACGACAAAUUUUAGUCAACAAAAUAAAUUAGGUGAAGGUGGUUUUGGUGAAGUAUACAAGGGUAUAUUGAAGAAUGGAAGGGUGGUAGCAGUGAAGAAACUAGCCAUAAGCAAAUCAGAAAAGGUAAAAGCAGAAUUCGAUACAGAAGUGAAGCUUAUAAGCAAUGUUCAUCAUCGGAAUCUGGUUCGCCUUGUUGGCUGCUGUAGUAAAGGCCCUGAGCUUCUCCUUGUCUAUGAGUUCAUGCCUAAUGGCAGCCUUGAUAAGCACUUAUUUGGUGAAGGGCAUGGAUCUCUGAACUGGAAACAGAGAUUUGACAUAAUAGUAGGCACAGCAAAGGGACUAGCCUAUUUACACGAGGAGUUUCAUGCAUGUAUCAUCCAUAGGGACAUCAAACCUAGCAAUAUACUUUUGGACAGAGAUUUGCAGCCUAAGAUAGCAGAUUUUGGAUUGGUCAGGCUCUUACCUGAGGAUCAGACUCAUCUUAGCACCAAAUUUGCUGGCACUUUUGGAUAUACAGCACCAGAAUAUGCAAUCCAUGGGCAAUUGUCAGUGAAAGUUGAUACAUAUAGCUUUGGGGUGGUUGUCCUUGAAAUCAUCAGUGGCCUAAAGAACAACGAAACCUCUCUUGAUCCUACCGCUGAGUUCCUUCUAAAACGGGCAUGGGGACUGUACCAAGAUAAUAUGGCAAUGGAAAUAGUAGACAGAAGCUUAGAUCCGGAAGAAUAUGAUAUAGACGAAAUGCAAAGAAUGAUCGAAAUAGCAUUCUUAUGCACUCAAUCAUCAGCUUCUUUGAGGCCUACAAUGUCAGAGGUGGUUACUAUGCUUAGAACAGUGAGCUCCUUAGAGCCAAGACAGCCCACUCGACCUGCCUUCAUUGAAUCUGACAGAAGGGUUGAAAUUAUUCCCCAAGAUAACAGAUCCACUUCCACUUCUUCGUCUAAUGCUACCAAUUCUAUCUCCCAGGUCUCUGGUCGUUGAUUUUCUCAAUUUUCUAUGUCCUUAUUAUCUGUAUCACUCAAACCAUAAUUUCUUUUCUCAUUUUCAUUGCUUUUUUUUUUCUUUUUACUUCUCAUGUUCGUUGAAUUUGUUAAAGUGGUAAUUAAAUGUUGAAUUAUCUGUGCUUUUAUCUUUAAA